This is a messenger RNA of Cyphellophora europaea CBS 101466, 717 nucleotides long. RefSeq lists its product as uncharacterized. NCBI's taxonomy places the organism in Eukaryota, Fungi, Ascomycota, Eurotiomycetes, Chaetothyriales, Cyphellophoraceae. The record is from RefSeq and is a predicted model, not a curated record. The transcript has a single exon. Bases 1 to 717 code for a protein of 238 amino acids.
AUGCCUGAACGAAAUCCCAACCACGGCGCGACCAGUUACAUUAUCGUCUGGAGAGCAGUGUUCCGUGUUGCGUGCCUCGGGCACAGAAUCAGUCCGCUGGGAGCCAACGACUCCGGCUUGCCAAGUCUCGGGGCCAUGAUGCUGCUUUUCCUGGUACUGACCCCGUUCCUAGCCCUUCUAAUCCAGAGCAUCGUCGACCGUUGGUGGUAUGGUGUUCGCUCCUCCGGACCGUACUUGGGCAUUGUCGUUGCCUUGCUUUUUAUCUUUCCAAUCAGCGAAUCAUGGGCAAAGUGGCUGGUGCAUGAGACCGAGCGCAGGAAAGAGCAGCUUCGUCGCCAGCCCAACCGUCAGCCUGCUCCCAACCCCGAAAUCAGGUCAGUUCAAAUGUCUCCCAUCUUGCACAGUCGGCGCAUCUUCCGCACGCACAUCUGGGAGAAUGCCGUGCAAGAGACCGUCCCUGAAGCCAUGGCUCCUUCGCAAGCCCGGUUCACCGAGUACGCUGCCAUGCCACUGCUGGUCGACGAAGACAGUGCGCACUGUUUGAUCUGCUAUAGGACCUGGGAGCGUGGUGACGAGAUGCUAAUCACCCCGUGCAAACACCGCGCCUGCAGGAGCUGUGCCGAGGAAUGGUUCUCCAGAGUGUUGUCGUGUCCGACCUGCCAGCAGAAGCUGGUUUGGACGGAAACACUUGCCUUAGUUGAGACUCCGGGAGUAUGA